AUGUCAAAAAGUGUUUCCGAUAGGACGAAGAAAGCCGGUGGUAAAGACGAUUCGUCCAGCGAGAGCGGAGAGAAGAAGUCCAGCAAACAGACUAAGCCAGCUGGAACAACAAAAGGUGCUCAACCCACACACGCUUCAGCUGCACCACACGCUACAACUAAGGCUGCUCAACCCACACAUGAGUCAGCUGCACCACACGCUACAACCAAGGCUGCCGGAACUGCUAAGCCAGUGAAAACAACGAAGAAAGCCGGUGGUAAAGACGAUUCGUCCAGCGAGAGCGGAGAGAAGAAGUCCAGCAAACAGACUAAGCCAGCUGGAACAACAAAAGGUGCUCAACCCACACACGCUUCAGCUGCAUCACACAGUGCUACAAAGGGUACACAUGGAACUAAAGCUCCAGCCACGAAGGCCUCUUCAGGACCAAAACCAACUAAACAUGUGGACGACAGCAGUUCAGAUUCUGACGAAAAGCCACAUGGAACCCGCAAGCCACGUCCAUCGGGCGUCACCAAGGGAACCAAAGCUCCAGGUGCCACCAAGGCUCCAGCCACCAAGGGACCCGUUGCAAACGGUACAGUCACUGAAGCCUCAGCCACGAAGGGGCCAGCUGGAACUAAAGCUCCAGCCACGAAAGCCUCUUCAGGACCAAAACCAACUAAACAUGUGGACGACAGCAGUUCAGAUUCUGACGAAAAGCCACGUGGAAGCCGCAAGCCACGUCCAUCUGGCGUCACCAAGGGAACCAAAGCUCCAGGUGCUACCAAGGCCACCAAGGCUCUAGCCACCAAGGGACCAGCUGGAACUAAAGCUCCAGCCACGAAAGCCUCUGCAGGACCAAAACCAACUAAACAUGUGGACGACAGCAGUUCAGACUCUGACGAACAGCCACAUGGAAGUCGCAAACCACGUCCAUCGGGCGUCACCAAGGGAACCAAAGCUCCAGGUGCCACCAAGGCUACGAAGGCGCCAGCCACCAAGGGUCCAGCAACGAAGGGACCCGUUGCCAACGGUACGGCCACCAGAACACCAGGCACUAAGCGACCAGCUGGAAGUAAGGCUCCAGCCACGAAAGCCUCUGCAGGACCAAAACCAACAAAGCGUGCGGACGACAGCAGUUCAGAUUCUGAUGAACACCAACAUGGAAGCCGUAAACCGCGUCCAUCUGGUGUGACCAAGCGAACCAAAGCUCCAGGUGCCAGCAAGGCGACGAAGACACCAGCCACGAAAGGACCAGUUGGAACGAAGGCUCCAGGCACUAUAGUGCAUGGUUCUACGAAAGCGGCUCCAGGUACAACGGUUGUGAAGAAAACACGAAAACCGUCGGGCGGUGCAGGAAAGACUGGUUGCCCACAACGUAGUUCGGAGUCUGAUUCAUCUGAUUCGUCAUCAUCAUCUGAAGAAGGUAAACCGAAACCAACACGAAAGACCCAAGUGACGAAGCGCCGUACUGGCCAUGUUGUUCGAAUUUUGUCGACAUCAGCUGAUGUUCCAUACAGUAAAGAUGGUCGAUUCGAUUCAACUUGUGCCAAGUGUGCCUUACGUAAAAUUAGUUCUACAUUGUUGUUGGAAGGUGUAACCUUGGAACAAAUCUCCAGUCGACUCUGUGGACGAUUCCCUCAAAACUUUAAAUAUGUCUUAGCAGCUGAAAUUCGUAAAUUCCAGAGAGUUGGUCUGAAGUCGAUUGACAUUACCAAUAUCUCAACCGAUAAGAAAAAUAACUUAAUCAUUGAUUUUGAUAUUAUUGUUGAUCCAAAAUACAAUGAAGCAAUUCGAAGCGCUUUGCGACGUGCUGUUGUUGCAGUUGACCUUCAACGUGUAUUCAAAUACCAACAACGCUAUUAA
Molecule: messenger RNA, 1845 nt
Organism: Adineta ricciae
Lineage: Eukaryota; Metazoa; Rotifera; Eurotatoria; Adinetida; Adinetidae
Source: the annotation of a GenBank genome assembly